Messenger RNA from Medicago truncatula (barrel medic), 1549 nucleotides. Its product is annotated as serine/threonine-protein kinase 16. Gene Ontology annotation, cellular component: cytoplasm. Gene Ontology annotation, biological process: protein phosphorylation. NCBI's taxonomy places the organism in Eukaryota, Viridiplantae, Streptophyta, Magnoliopsida, Fabales, Fabaceae. Gene Ontology annotation, molecular function: protein serine/threonine kinase activity; ATP binding. The record is from RefSeq and is a predicted model, not a curated record. Bases 193 to 1221 code for a protein of 342 amino acids. The transcript has 6 exons.
GUAAUAAACAAACACAAUAAAUGAAAUGAGAUUCAAUCAGAACGAACUCAUUACUCAACCGACGACGUGAAAUCGGGUCUUCGAAAAUCACUUUUUUGGACACCUGAUUUCAGUGCCAAACAAACGCUACGCAACCAUAUUUCAUAUACAAAACGCAAACAGAGUGAGAAAUAGAGGAUCUGAAGAAGAAAAAUGGGUUGCUCAUUCUCCGGGUUAAAUGCAUUAUAUGACUCUGUGAACGGAGGUGGUGAUGUUUGGAUCAACGAAAAUCGCUUCCGCAUCCUGAGACAGCUCGGAGAAGGUGGCUUCGCUUACGUCUAUCUCGUUAAGGAAGCUCCUAAUGACUCUGCUACCGGUGGUCUUGCUAAUAAGCUCAAAGACUCUUCUCAUCUUGCUGAUGAUGGAUCUUAUGCUAUGAAAAAGGUCCUCAUUCAGAACAACGAGCAGCUGGAGUUGGUCAGAGAGGAGAUCCGUGUCUCUUCACUGUUUAGUCACCCCAAUCUCCUCCCGCUUCUUGAUCAUGCAAUCAUUUCUGUUAAGCCUACUCAAGAAACAUCUUGGAGCCAUGAAGCGUACUUGUUAUUUCCAGUUCAUUUGGAUGGAACUUUGCUAGACAAUGCCAAAACAAUGAAAGCCAAGAAGGAACACUAUUCCACCUCAGACGUUCUUCAAAUAUUUCGGCAGCUUUGUGCAGGACUAAAGCACAUGCACAAUUUAGAUCCUCCAUAUGCACACAAUGAUGUCAAACCUGGUAAUGUUCUCAUAACACACAGAAAAGGACAACCACCACUGGCCAUACUGAUGGAUUUUGGCAGUGCUCGUCCCGCAAGGAAGAAGAUUAGCUCCAGAUCAGAGGCACUCCAGUUGCAGGAAUGGGCAUCUGAACAUGUCUCUGCUCCUUUCCGAGCCCCUGAGCUGUGGGAUUGCCCAAGCCAUGCUGAUAUAGACGAGAGGACUGACGUUUGGUCACUAGGAUGCACAUUAUAUGCAAUAAUGUAUGGGGUAUCUCCGUUUGAAUAUGCACUUGGGGAGUCUGGUGGAAGCCUGCAACUGGCUAUUGUAAAUGCUCAGGUCAAAUGGCCAGCUGGACUAAAACCUUCAUAUCCAGAAGCUCUUCAUCAGUUUGUGUCAUGGAUGCUUCAGCCCCAAGCUGCUAUGAGGCCCCGGAUAGACGAUAUCAUUAUCCAUGUUGAUAAGUUGAUUGCAAAGUUCUCUCAAUGAGUUAUCAUCGUAGGGAACAGUGUGGCAUGGUCACAUUUAAAGAACUCAUGUGCAACUGUGCAUUUACCGUCCAUUUAUAUAUUGAUGGAUCUAAAAGCAGUAAUAGUUCAUCGCCCCACAGAGUUAAACGUAUCUGUAUCUUUUUUUUUCUUUUCGUUUUUGGUGUUAGUCUAGAUAGUCGGGCGUUGGGUUUAUUAAAAGAAUUGUUUGUCAUUUUCACAUAAUUUUGUCUCUUGUAAUUUAUAAAAUGGCCAAUCUCCCUGUGUCUUCCUCAGAUUUUAUGCGCAUAAAUGGGAUAUAAUUAUUUAUUCAUUGUUCUUUGUUCAUA